GGGUGUUGGGAUGGUUUGACCCACAAGGAACUGCGAAGACCAGAGAAAGACGAUAGGCCGACAAGGAAGGGCCGGAUACUAGUAUGGCAGGCGAGGCCAGUAGCUCCGAAGGCGGCCUUAGGAAGAUAGUAUCAUCCCUUGCACAAGCACUGAACAAAAACCAGGGCUACCUAGCGGACGCUAAGAAAAAGUUGACGUUCGAUGGGGCGAACAUCACGGAGUUCCUGAUCGAUUAUGAGAACCUAGUUGCGCUGUUGAAAUGGACCGAAGAAGAAAAAAUGGACCACCUGGGACAGCAUGUGUCACUGAGCCUAGGGCGGGACAUAAUGGCCAUUGUGGCCGCGAGCCGGUCUUGGAAAGAAACCCGGGAUGUGAUGAUGAGAAAAUAUCUGGCUGCAGAGAAGAUGACGAUGGAAGCCUAUUUAGCGGCAAUCCAGAGGAAGAACUUCGCGACUUACAACGACUUCCUACGGGAGUUUACUUUGGUAGCACUAAGGAUCCCCGGGGUUACGGACCGAAUAAUGAGGGGGAUGCGGCGGGCCGUUAUCAUGCUCAAUGGGCUAGAGAUAGCAGCCGUAGAAGCUGAGCCAGUGGUAGAUAUCAUCUGGGAUCAGCUUCGGGGCCGCGGGCCGCAGGUCAACUUCAUUUUGGAAAACGACAGACGUGAUAGGGUGAACGCGACUACUCGGCUAGGGACGGAUGGGAGGAGGAUUACCCGCGACACCGUGAUGGAGGAGGUUGUCGAAAGCUUCGUACCCCAGGAGGAACCUGAGGCCGGAGAACCAGAAAAAGUCUAUGGGAAGCCUAGGGAAGAGGAGCCUGCGGACAAGGUUACCGCUACCAAGAAGAAGUUUCGGUAUCAGAUUUCGAUCUUAACCUUGCCCGAGAUCGACGACACCCUUAGCAAGUUAUUAGGAACCAUGGUGUCCGUGUCGUUUCAGACCAUGUUGCAGGCUAGCCCUAGGUUGCUCAAAGGGCAUAGACAAUUGUUGACUCGGCGGUGGGUAGAGAUAGACGAGAACCCCGGAGCACCGGAAGAAAAAAGGGAGGAGGAAGCCCCGCAAGAGGUCGCUAACCUUCAGAGGAGUCGUGGGGAUUUACAGGAUCUUGAGAAAGCCUUUGCAGACAUCCAGUUGAGCCUGCCAGACCGAGAAGGUGGCGAAGUCAUGAGGGCACCUCCUAGGACAAAGCUCAGUUUCCAUGCGCUACCCGUAGGAAAAUUGAAAAUUCAGAUCGGAACUCAUCAUACCGACGCAUUAGUAGACGGGGGAGCGGAAAUCACUCUCAUAAGGAGAAAUUUCACUACAAUCACAGGCUGCACGGUAAAUAAGGAAGUGACGGGGAGCAUCCGGGGAGCCGGUGGGGAAAUUUCGUUCGCUGGGUAUGUCACGAAAUGUGCAGUCAAGGCAGGAGCCAGGGAGUCAAUCUGGUCGUUCCAAAGGAUGACUGUAAUGGAGGAAAUGGAUCACGAUAUAAUCCUCGGGAGACCGUGGUGCGCAAACGUGGAAAUGAUAGGCAUGCACUUGCACGAUGACACGCAUAUGGUAGACAUAGAAGAUCUUGUGACCGGCCGGGGUGAACUUCUCCGACUCCUCAGAACUGGAGGGGAACCGCCAAAGGGGAAGUUGGCAACGUGGUCGUCGUCGUUCGAAGAUAGCGCAGGAAAAGGGGCUUUCGCGCGGAUGGAAGGUAUGAGAGAAAGGGUGGAAAUCGUGAUUGAAGAGGCAUUCAACAAGAAAGAAUGGAUCAAGAUGGGCCUGCCCCAGAAGAAGAGGAUGCAGGAGGACGAAGUCUUAGGUGUUAUGGUAGCGGAAAAGGAGUCAGAAGUUGAACUCGGUGCCAGCCUGCCCAAACGGAAAGAAGUACGCAUGGACGUGCCGGAAGUCGCACUCGAGAUCCCCGAUUUAUUACAGCUCAUCAAGGCCCUCACAUACCACAAGUAUUCAACCACGAAUCGCAGAGGCAACAAGGGCAAUCCCGACCGUUCAUUUUUUAGGAGAAAGAUCCCGGAAGGAAGUGUUCAAAAGUACAAGCCGGUAGGAAAGAAAGCAAAGUCGGUUUCAAUCCUGCUAGAAACGUCAAAGGAGGAGGCUAUGGAGAAGGAGGAGGAAGUCCUUCGAGUGAUCCAGGAAAGGAGAGCGACGGAAGGACAUCGGAUACCAGAUGAGGUAGCAGAUACGAUGAAGAUAGGGGUAGACGGAUUCCUAACGGAAGAGGAAAACCGCCUGAUAAAAAAGACCUGCCAAGAGUUUCACCUGACAUUUGCCUUUAGUGAUCACCAAAAGGGGCGGCUGGACGCGAAGUUGAUUCCUCCGGUCAGAAUCCACACGGUAGAACAUGAGUGCUGUAAUGACAAGGGUCCGUCCUAUGAAUUUGGGAUAGCGGGGGAAGUGACAGACCUUCUUCGAGCAAAAAUGGACUCCUUUGUCGCAGAACCUAUGGCGUCGCCAUACGCAAACCGGUGGUUCGUCUUUCGAAAGCCCAAUAAGAUGCUAAGGUGGAUUCAGGAUCUACAAAAGUUGAAUGCGGUAACCAUCCGGGAUGCUGGCUCGCUACCUCAGGCUGAUUUAUUAGCAGAGUCGCAUGUCGGUCGGAGCAUUUACUCUCUGAUCGAUCUAUACUCAGGAUACGACCAGCUUCCAUUUGAUGUCCGGGACAGGCCGUACACCGCAAUGCAUACCCCCGUAGGACAGUUGCAGAUGCAGGUGACUCCUAUGGGCUUUACAAACGCGGUAGCUGAAGCGCAACGAAAAAUGCUCGCCGUAGUUGGGGACAUGUUCCCAGAGAAGUGUGAACCCUACAUCGACGACAACCUGAUCAAAGGCGCGCAGGAGAAAGACGAGACGAAAGUCCAGCCAGGAAUCCGAAAGAUUGUUGAACCUAUCUGGGCUAUGAUCAGAGAAGAAGGGACCAUGGACUGGACGGAGGAGCGAGAAGAAGCCGUUCAGACCCUCAAGGACAUUCUGACAUCGGAACAGGUCGCCAUGUCGGCACCCUGCUUUAAUGAUGAAGUAGGACGACCAUUCAUCCUGGAAACGGAUGAAGGACCCUUGACCGUAGGAGGCGUACUGGUUCAAGGGAUGAGGAGGGAAAAGAGAGGCCGAUUAGGUUCGAGAACCCUAAACUCCGCAGAGCGGCGAUACUCACAAUUCAAGAAGGAGGUCCUAGCCAUCUUGCAUUGUCUUAAGACCUUCCAGGCCUACCUAUUUGGAAGGCGGUUCAUCCUUAGGAUCGAUCCGACAAAUGUUGCGGGGGCCCUAAAGAAUUACAGGCCUAUAGAUCCGACGGUGGGGAGAUGGGUAGGAUUUAUCCGACAGUUCGAUUACAAUAUCGAACGGAUUGCGGGAAUCAGAAACAAGGCCGAUGGGUUGAGCCGGGUUUGCAUCACCCCAGAAGGGGUGGAAGAGGCGGAGCCCAUAGACGCGUUCCUUGAAUUCGAGGGAGGAACCCUUGCGGUGGACAACGAAAUGAUGGACGAAGAUUGCGCGUCGGGAGAACUGUUGAUCCGGACUUUGGAGAAGGGGGCGCCUGCCAUAAUAGCACAACUUAGAGAAGGACCCGUCACCGCUCGAGGACGUAAAGAGGAGAGAGAUUCAUGGGGAGCAAUAGUAGGACCGAAGGAGGAGCUAAUAGCAAUGACGGUUGAGGGAGGCCGGGAAGCCGUGAUGAGCUUAGUGGAAUCUUGGGAGAAGAAAGAGUUGCAAUGGAUGGUAAACCAGAUGCAGGAGAGAAAGGAUAAGGACCACGAAGGAAAGGAGUUUUUCUAUGCCCAGACAUACGAAGGGAUCUUUCGGGAGAUCGGGUUGUUGUUGGUAGGAAACAAGCAACCCACGGAAGUCAGCACUAAGGCAAGGGAGGAGGCCGAAAGGUACGUCCUAAGGGGCGGCCAUCUGUUCCGAACAGAAGAAGGUGCUAUGCCUAGAAGAGUUGUGUGCGGAAGAUCUAGGCAGUUAGACGUUAUCCAAACAAUGCAUGACGGACUAGCAGGAGGACAUCGGUCGUCCAAAGGAACUCUUGCAAAGAUAGCGCCGCUUUAUUAUUGGCCAGGCAUGGCAGGCAUGGUCGCCAUAUACUGCCAGACAUGCCUUAUCUGCCAGGAGCGAAGCUCGGCACGAGUCUUCGAGCCGCUUAGACCUACGCGGGUGCUAGGGCCGGGACAUCUGGUCCACCUUGACCUUGCGGUCAUGCCUGUAUCAACAGAUGGGUACAGGUAUAUUCUGGAUGCGCGAGACAACUUGAGUGGGUUCGUGGAGGCGGUCGCUCUCAAGAAAAAGACAGGGAGAAGUGUAGCGGACUGGAUAAAAGACUUCUACUUAAGGCAUCCUUUCGUCAGGAGGUUUAUAACGGACAAUGGGACAUAAUUUGUGAACCAAGAAGUAUCGGGAAUGCUUAAGAGACU
Chara braunii is the source of this 4399-nucleotide messenger RNA. The record is from the annotation of a GenBank genome assembly. NCBI's taxonomy places the organism in Eukaryota, Viridiplantae, Streptophyta, Charophyceae, Charales, Characeae.